Messenger RNA from Penicillium vulpinum, 342 nucleotides. RefSeq names its product levodione reductase. Lineage: Eukaryota; Fungi; Ascomycota; Eurotiomycetes; Eurotiales; Aspergillaceae. The record is from RefSeq and is a predicted model, not a curated record. The transcript is spliced from 2 exons. The coding region runs from base 1 to 342 and encodes 113 amino acids.
AUGGCUCAAGCAACUCUAAAUGGUCAAGUGGGAGUCGUCACUGGCGCAGGUUCAACGUACGGCAUUGGCCGUUCUAUAGUGAUUGCAGCCGCAAAAUCCGGUGCAAAAGUCAUCUACGCCUGCGACAUCAACUCAAGCUGUUUUCCAGACCUCCAAAAUACCGUGCAAGCCAGCGGAAGUGACACUUUAGUGGAAUGCCGUAUACUUGAUGUCUCAUCCGAGGAACAAACACUCAAUCUAAUACAACAUAUCUUGAAGACAUACGGUCGACUGGACUUCUACUUUGCCAAUGCAGGGAUCGCAAUGUAUCGUGAGCUAACCGAGUCUAAGUGGUCUAAAUGA